CUUAGCGAUGCUGGACAAGGACCGAAUACAUAAGCGCAAUCUCCGCACAGGAAAAUGAAUAACCCGUUAUAUCUGGUAGUCUUCGUUUGGGCCCAGGCACAUCCUUCAUAUGUGAGGUGAGGGUAUCCUAGGGUCAAGUUGGAUCGUUGUGUUUGUGAAAUGAUGGCGCGGCUCUUGAUACCUGAAGUCCCUGCGGCAUGGCAGGUACUCUCCUGGGUGAUGCUGCUCUCCCUCCCCGGAAGUCUUGGUCAGACAACCACAUCGUUGAAUACUUCUAUUCAGGACAGUCCACAUUUUAUGGGAUGGUAUCUUGGAACGACCACCCAAGCCCUAACUGAUGCGGGCACUUGGUCGACAUCCGGGCAAUAUGCAGCCGGCUGCACCGCUUCUGUUACCUGUUCCUGGGCUACCGCAUGUAGCGGGAACAUACUUUACUACGAUGUCGACAAUAAAACCCUGGACUGCGGUGCCGAGUCUAUGUCAUGCCAAACCAUGACUAUCUAUCAAUCCGAGCCCUACGCUACCCCAUCCGCAUACAACCUCUUCUGCGCUGACUUUUGGUCUGCGUACACAAUCUAUCGAGAGCUGCCCGCAACGACAACCUCAACCACAUCAGCUGCCUCAGAUUCCACAGCCAGUGCAACCACCGCACCGAUAACCUCCAUGGCCACAAAAACCUCUUCCGCUACCCAAACCUCGACCGCUUCACCGUCUUCAACAUCCACAUCUUCUUCCGGAAAGAGCCAAGCGUGGAUUGCGGGCCCUGUAAUCGGCGCUGUGGUAGGCGUUGGUGCUAUUGCAGCCGCAGUGAUCUUCUUCCUACGCCGCCGGAUAACCCGAGGCCCUCAGGCCAUGGAGUACCAAAGUGUCUCUCCGGGAGCGCGGACGGUUUCCGAGCUGCCGACAGAAAGCGUCACGGGGAUGGUGCACGAAAUGCCCUCUACCUCCACAAGCCGGGUGGGGCCAUACGAGCUGAGUUGAAACCGGG
Molecule: messenger RNA, 988 nt
Organism: Aspergillus neoniger CBS 115656
Lineage: Eukaryota; Fungi; Ascomycota; Eurotiomycetes; Eurotiales; Aspergillaceae
Exons: 4
Coding region: 160-981 (273 amino acids)
Source: RefSeq, a predicted model, not a curated record